Messenger RNA from Paramecium pentaurelia, 1335 nucleotides. Lineage: Eukaryota; Ciliophora; Oligohymenophorea; Peniculida; Parameciidae. The record is from the annotation of a GenBank genome assembly.
UAUGCCAGCCUAUAAAAGCAACUUAGAAGUGCAAAUCAAAUAAGAUUAGAAACAAGGGAUGGGUCUAAUAGAUCAUGAAUAGACAGACACGUUCCCAGUGUGGAAAUUUCGAGGAGGUUCAACUACUAUAUAUGAGGAGAGUAAUAAUGAAAUGCAUUUUACAGAUUAAAUGUAUACCGAUAGCACUGAGAUGUAGCCUAAUAAGAAUGUGCUCUUGAAAGUGAGUAAAUAAAGUAAAGCAAAUCCAUAUAUCAUCAUUAUUAGAAAAUCAUUAUGAAAUCCUGUUGUCUGUAAUGCAGCCUCCAUUCAUGGUCGUUAAAGAUAUUAAAUCAUCCAAUGGAUCUGAAUAUCCUCUUGUAGUUAAUUCCAUUAUUCGCUUGGGAAGAGUGUACUAAUUAUAAACUAUUAAUUUAAAGUGAGUACAAGGUCAUAGAAGAACGUAAUAAACACAUGUAGACAUUUAAAGCUCCCUGCUCCAUUAAAGUAUUCAAAUUAGACUAUCAAAUUUUAGUCCUCCUUUCUCAGUGAUAACAAUCUGACAUAUUAAUGUAAGUUUUGUUUCAUGGAAGGAAGACAGAGCAAGGAUUAACUCUUUCUAACUAAUAUCUGUCGUUGUGCAGGUAAUGGAUAGGCUGUUCAUUUGGAAUGUCUACGUUAUUGGGUAGAUUCCAACAUAAUCAAGGAAGAAACACAAUUUGGUCUGACUCUUAAAUGGUUAUUUAAUACUUCAUAAUAGGAACAAGCAACAUGAAUGUUCUAUUUGUAAAGAAGGUCUUCCAAUACGUGUUCAGUAUGAAGAUGAAUAUUUUGAUCUUUUUACACUUGACAGACCUGAUUUGUAAUAUAUUCUUGUUGAAGUAUAGUCUCAUUAUUAUUAUUAGAACAUCAAUAAGGAGAAGAAUUUAUGCAAUGAAAUCUAUUUAAUCCAUAGUCUUCUUAUUGACAAUAUUAAAAUUGUAAUUCAAUUAACCCAUAUUCAAGGGGAGAGGAUUUUAAUGUGAUAUCAAAGCAUAAGACAUCACAGUAUCUAGACAUCAUGCUACAAUUAAAUUGACUGAUGGUAACUUUGUGAUUUAGGACAAUAAAAGUAAAUUUGGAACUUUGGUAUCUAUAGAUAAGAAAAUAUCUAUUGAUUGUGCUGCAUGUAGUUUGUAAAUUGGCAAAAUACUUAUCAAUCUUAUUUAGUCUGAUUAAAUUUAAAAAGGUAAGGUUCAAUUAAUGUAGGUGCUCCUUCAACCUAACACAAACUUACUUAACUACCUUAAAUAAAUAAAUAAUUAGAAGAAGAUGAACCCCAAAUGGAUGAUGAUUCUUUUCAAUUAGAAAAUAAAUGAA